This is a messenger RNA of Teleopsis dalmanni, 5027 nucleotides long. RefSeq names its product probable helicase senataxin. Gene Ontology annotation, cellular component: nuclear body. Bases 96 to 4688 code for a protein of 1530 amino acids. The transcript has 10 exons. NCBI's taxonomy places the organism in Eukaryota, Metazoa, Arthropoda, Insecta, Diptera, Diopsidae. Gene Ontology annotation, biological process: termination of RNA polymerase II transcription. The record is from RefSeq and is a predicted model, not a curated record. Gene Ontology annotation, molecular function: protein binding; helicase activity; transcription termination site sequence-specific DNA binding.
AGUUAAGAGUGCAUCAAAAUAUUAAAUGAAAAUAAAGAAUAACAAAUAUAUAACAAAUAAAUAACAAAUAUUUUUGUGGUUUUAAAAUAACAGCAAUGGAUAAACGGUAUUCGUCUUGGUUAUUGGAAAACAUUAUUUUGGGUGAAGUUAUUCGCCUGCACAUAGGAGUAAAUAUGAUUGGAAGAAACAACAGCUCACAUAUUCGUGUUAAUUCAAAUUUUGCAUCCAGGAAUCAUGCCGAAAUUAUAGUUAGCGAGGAUGAAAAAACUAUAAUUAUAAGAGACCUAAACUCUAGUAAUGGUGUCUAUGUAAAUCAUAAUUCAACAACCCGCGCAAUAUUGAAGAAAGGAGAUUUAAUUGGAGUGGGUGUUAGGAUCAACUACAAUAUUGCCACUAUAGAGCACCCUUUAUUUGUGCUUAAGACAGCACCAAUGAAAUGUUACGUAGAAAUGCAAGAAAAUGUUGAACCUAAAAGUAUAUCAUUAGAAAAAGCAAAUAAUUUAGACUCUUCAUCAGUUUCAAAAAGUGAAACUGCUAUCAAUUUUAAUAUAUUAAAUAUUCAACGUAAUAACUCAUCAAAUGUUGUAACACCAAUAACCACUGAUGUUAACAUAAAUGCUACAACGCUUAAUUCCUCAAAUAUUACACCGAAACCUGCUGAUACAAUGAAUUGUAUGGAAAAAUCACCAUCGUCCAAUUUAAAUAUACUGAAUGACGAUCUUAUCCUAAUAAGCGAAGAUGAAGAGCCCAAUAUUGCAGUCGUCAAAAAUGAUAUUGCUUCUCCUAAAACCAAUGGUAAUACAUUGUUAGCAGGACAGUGUAUUGUUUUGCUUACUGAAGAGUCUUCAUCAGAAGAAACAAUGGAUAAAGAAAUUAAAAAUGAAAAACUUGAUGAUAACAAAUUUCAACUAGCGUCAAUUGUCCCACAAAACAAUAUAUCUGAUAAUAAUGAAUGUGGCAAUAAUAAAAUUGCUCAACAAAAUAAUAUGUCCGAUAAUAAUGAAUAUGCUGAAAAAGAAGAAGAAGAGUUCAUUUUAACUCAAAAAGCUAUAGAUGAUAUAAAAGCUGAAUUCCUAACAGACGAUUAUAAUAGUUUUGAAAAUGAUAUAAAUACAAUUCCAGAAACGUUGGAUAAUUCUUUAGGAUAUGAAAAUUUCGAUAGUGUGAUAAUUGAUGACGACUAUGAUGCAGAUCUUGAAGAAAAAGUUGAAAUUUGGUCAAAUAAAUUAUUAUCUCAGAAUGUUAUGGAGCAAAGUCAAAUAUUUGAAGAAGAUAACUGUGAAGAGCCAAUAAGUACUGAAAUAGAAUGUGAAUUUAAAAAUACAACUCACCAAACACUUAUUGAUGAGAUACUGUUUCCAUUAAGGCAAAAGCUUGAGUCGCAUAAAAAGAAAAAAGUUUUAAAAAAAAAAAAAAAAUCGGGAUAUAUAUCCAUUUCUUCUGAUGAUGAAAGUAUAAAAUCAAAAAAAAGAAAACAAUCACUUAGUAAACGUACUAAAAGAAAGCGGGUUGUUGAAGACAAAGGAAAAAUUGCAACUGAAACAAAAGAAGCAACUGAAAAACGUGCUAGACUAAAUAGUACUGACGAAGAUAUUACACAAGUUUCAAAUGAAACAAGAAAAACACAACAAAAUCAUACUACUGAAAAUAAUAUUACGGAUGAUCAAGUAUCUCUUUCAAAUGAUAACGAACAGAUUAAACCUAAUAAAAUAGAAGAAACACCUCAAAAUCACACUAGAAGAAAUACUAUUACUGACGAUAAAAUAUAUAAUAGUUCAAAAGAUAAUAAAUUAGAAGAAAUUGUAAAGAAAGUAGCUAAGAAAAAUAAUUCGUUUCUUGAAGUUAUAAACCCUCCACAUUUACCAAUUCAUAAGGGGAAGCUUAGAGGCAUCUCGGCGGCUACAGCUUCAACAACAGAUUUUGGACAAAUGUUAAAAAGUUGUGAAAUAGAUAAUUUAACAAAAAAGAAUAACGUAGAAAAGCGCAAAGCAAUGCUCAAGGAUAUAGCAGAAAAAUCAAAAGAAAAAAAAGAAAAAUGCGAAUCGGAGGACCAAAAGAAAAAAGAAGUAAUGAAAGUGAAAAAUACAAAAGUGAACCGUGGGGCGUUUCUUACAAAUGAUGUGCCCAAAACAAUUUGUCGUAAAAAAUCAGAUGAUAAUUCAAAACUGGAGACAUCAACGAAUACGGCGUUAGCACAGUUAAAAAGACGGAAUUCAAUAUGCGGAUCAUUAGCAGAAAGAAAAGAGAAGGUAGAAGCACGAGAAAAACGAACAACAAACAAAAUAACAUUUGCUUCAAUGCAAAAGAACAUAGUAGAAUCUUUUGAAAAUCAAAGAAGAUUAGAACAAGUUUCUACUUUGCGUUCAUGCUUGUUUAAAACUGUUCAAAAAACUGUUCGAAGAGUUCGUUUCGCAGAAGAGAGAAAUGAAAUAUAUUAUAUCGAACCUCGCAUUGGAGCUACAAAAAAAGUAGAUAAAAAAGAUGCUGAACUGCAACCCUCAUAUAAUGCCAGGAGAGAUUACAUGCGCCGACAAUUUCCAAAAGUUCAAAAAAUAGAAACUGCAAUUAUCCAUAUAUUAAAUUGGGGCAAUUUAUGGCUGAAAAAUCGUGAUGCCGAUGCUUACGCAGCAUCAGAAACAAUACUUCCAAUGCCAGAUAGUUUCAAAAACUUUGAUCAUUAUAAAAGUAUAAUUCUGCCAUUGAUGAAAAUCGAAUUUAUGAGUGCCAUUGAACGAAGUUAUAAGGACAACAAAUUCAAACCGUUUAGGGUUAAAAAGGAGCGUAUAUCAACACAUUCCAAUCGCAUAAUAAUCAUAACAAAAUAUGAAUUUAAAACCGAAAACGAAUAUAAUAAUUGUAAAUGUGAUUUAGUGCUAUUGAACUUUGGAAGAUCGUUUCCAAUAUCAUUUGCAUAUACUUCUUCCAAUCGAAAAGGAACAGAUUCUUGUAAUUUGAUUUACGAAAUUAUAGGAGAUUUUUACUUGAGAGAUCAAUUAAUAAAUAUAGUUGAUAUUGAAGUAUCUCCACUAUAUGAUAAUGUACGUGUUGAAAUAGGUACAAUAGAUGCAAUUUAUCAAAUAGAGAAUACUCCGUUAUGUAAAAAAAUGUUAAAUCCAUUGGAAUUGAUUGAAAGAAAACAGCAAAGUAUUAAAGCAUUUAAUUAUAAAGGCUGCAAUCAGUUGGAUAAGUAUCAAAAUCAAGCGCUAUUUAAUAUAUAUGCGAAAAUAAUAAAAAAUGAACGAAAUAUUUCACUUAUACAAGGACCACCAGGUACUGGUAAAACACGCAUUAUAACUAAUUUAGCAUUACAGUGCUUGUAUGGAGAAGAAGUGCGUUUGUUAGAUAAAAAAAUAUUGAUUUGCGCUCAGAAUAAUAUUGCAAUAGAUGUGUUGGCAUCAAAAUUGAUUGAAAUUAGAAAUCGUAUGAGAACUCAAUCGGCAUUUAAGUUGAUACGAUAUGGUGUCUUAGAAAGAAUUGAUCCAGGUGUACAAAGCUAUUCUGUUCAAAAAAAGAUUCAAGAAGAAAAAGCGAAAAGAAGACAAUUGCUAUCAGAAAAUAAAUCUCUACAUACAGAUGCGGAUAUACGUUAUGAGAUAUUGAAAUUAGAGAAAGAGAUUGAUCAACUAAGUGCUGAUUAUGAAAAAAGUAUAGUCGAUGAUCACAAAUUAUAUCAAAAACGGAAAAUACUGUCAAUCUUAAAAAAUAGUGAAAUGACACAAGAUGAAGAAUUUAGACUUGCCAAAUCACUUCUCUGGGAUGCCAAUAUUAUUUGUGCGACACUAUCCAGUUGCGUUAAAUUAUCACAGUUAGUCGAUUAUUUUGAUAUUUGUAUCAUUGAUGAGGCUACUCAGUGUGCGGAACCGCUAUCCUUGUUACCAUUUACGUUUGGAAUUAGUAAUUUAGUUUUAGUGGGUGACUCAAAUCAGCUCCCUGCCACCAUACUUUCAAUGAAAGCAAAUAAUCUAGGCUUAGGAACAUCAAUGUUUACUCGUGUGGAAAACUGUAUUGAAUCAUCGAAUGAGAAAGGCGACGUAAUUUAUAUGUUACGCCAACAAUAUCGUAUGCAUCCAGAGAUAUGUUUGUUCCCAAAUCAGUAUUUUUACAAGAAAAAAUUACUUAAUGCUGAUUCUACAAAGAGGCGUUCAACUUUCAUUUCACCAUAUUGUGUGCUAAACUUAGAUUAUCAGCAAAAUAAACAUUGUUCAUAUGGACAAAUAAUAAACGACUCUGAAGCAAAUUUUAUAGCAAAUCUCAUUGCGGCUUUAAACGUAUACUUUCCAUCAGAAAAAUACUCAUAUGGAGUUAUAACGCCAUAUUCGGAACAUCGGAAUGCGUUGAAUUCUGCUAUUAAAAACAAAAAAUUGCAAAAUAUAAUGAUAAACACAAUUGAUUCAUAUCAAGGCCAUGAACGAGAUUUUAUCAUUAUAUCGAAUGCACGUACAGUUGGAAUAGGAUUCCUAUCAAGUUAUCAACGUUUAAACGUAGCUUUGACUCGUGCAAAGCGAUGCCUCUUAUUAUGUGGAAACUUUUCUGAUUUGGAGUCGGUACCAGUAUGGAAAUGUUUAUUGGAUAAUGCACGAGAACGUAAGGUUUAUUUCGAAUUAAACGCAUUUUCUGCGGAAAAUAUUGAAACUAAUGUAAUUGACAAAAUUAGAAUUUCUGAACCAAAAAAAAAAAUGACAAUAUAAAAAAAAAUAGUUAAAAUUAAUUUAUUUUUCAUAAGUAAAUGUUUGUAUUUACAAUAGACAAAAAUUCAGUUUACAUUAUUUACAUCAAUAAUAAGAAAUGGUAUAUCGUUGUUUCUUCAUUCUAUUACAAAGAUACUCUUAAUUCGAACCAUUCAAUGUAUUAAUCUAUUUACAAAACAUUUUUCAUCUUAACAUAUUUUUUUUUAUUAAGUCGUUUUUGUGUGUAUGUAUUAGUAGUGCUAAUUACUACGUAUAAAUUAAAUUUAUAACUUUAUUUCAGUUCUUAUUUAUCCUAAGGUAUAACAAUUUGCAUAUUCUUUAUAUAGCUUUAUUAAUUUA